AUAAUGUUUGUGGAUAAGAAUUUAGCUUCUACGAAAUAAAAGCAAUAGAAAAUAGAUUUAAGUGAAUUAGGUAAGCAUAAAAGGAUAUAAUUUAAGAAUAAGUCUAAAAAAAAAAAGUAAGAUAGAAUGAAAAUAUAAAUCCAUACACAGGAAAUUAAUAUUCAGAUGAUUAUUAUAAAAUUUUAUAAGUUAGAAAGUAAUUACCUGCUUGGGAUGGUAUAAUAUGUAUUGAUUAUUAAUAGCAAAGGAAUAAUUGUUUAUGUUGAUGGAGUAAUAUUAAGUAAUAGUUUUACAAGGAGAAACAGGAAGUGGAAAAACAACUUAAAUACCACAAUUUUUAUUAGAGAAAUAUUGUAAAGGGAGAGGGAUAGCAUGUACAUAACCAAGAAGAGUUGCAGCAAUGAGUGUAGCAAAGAGAGUAGCAGAAGAGAUGGAUGUUGCUUUAGGUGAAGAAGUUGGUUAUUCAAUAAGAUUUGAAGAGAAAACAUCAAAUAAAACUAUUUUAAAAUAUAUGACAGAUGGUAUGCUUUUAAGAGAGUAUAAUAAAAUAUAUAUAAUCUAUUAGAGCUAUGCAUGAUCCUAAAUUAGAGAGGUAUUCAGUAGUCAUUUUAGAUGAAGCUCAUGAAAGAACACUUAACACAGAUAUAUUAUUUGGACUAUUAAAAGAAAUCAUGUUAAAGAGGCCGGAUGAUUUAAAAGUAGUAAUUAUGUCAGCAACUAUGGAUGCUGAAAAAUUUCAAAAAUACUUUCACAAUGCACCUCUAUUAGAUAUCCCAGGAAGAGUGUAUCCAGUAGAAAUAUACUACACUUAGAAACCAGAGAAAAGUUAUCUUGAUGCUGCAAUAAGUACUACUAUUAAUAUCCAUGCAUAUGAAGAACCUGGAGAUAUCUUAGUAUUUCUUACUGGAGAAGAAGUAAAUUUUUCAAAUUUAUUUUAGGAAAUAGAAGAAGCAUGUAAAAAAAUCACUUCAGAAAUCUAGAAAUUAGGAGAUGAUGUAGGUCCAGUGAGAUGUGUACCACUCUAUAGUACAUUACCACCAAAUUAGUAAUAAAAGAUAUUUGAAUCUGCUCCUCCUGCAAACAAAAAAGGAGUUUAAGGUAGAAAAAUAGUCGUAGCUACAAAUAUUGCUGAAACUUCUAUCACAAUUGAUGGUAUCUGUUAUGUAGUAGAUCCUGGGUUUUCUAAAUAAAAAGUUUACAAUCCAAGAUUGAGAGUAGAAUCCUUACUAGCUUCUCCAAUUUCUAAAGCAUCUGCCUAAUAAAGAGCAGGGAGAGCAGGUAGAACAAGACCAGGAAAAUGUUAUAGAUUAUACACUGAAUAAUCAUUUAAUACAGAAUUAAUUGAUAAUACUUAUCCAGAAAUAUUAAGAAGUAAUCUUUCUUCUGUAGUUUUACAAUUAAAAAGAUUAGGAAUAGAUGAUCUUGUUCAUUUUGAUUUUAUGGAUCCUCCUGCUCCAGAAACAUUAAUGAGAGCUCUAGAAUAAUUAUAUUAUUUAGGUGCUUUAGAUGAAGAAGGAAAUUUAACAAAAUUUGGAUAAUAGAUGUCAGAAUUUCCACUUGAUCCGUAAUUAUCUAAAGUACUUCUUAGUAGUAAAGAUUUCUAUGUUACUGAUGAAAUUCUUACUAUUGUUGCUUUAUUAUCUGUUUAAUAAGUAUUCUAAAGACCUAAAGAUCAAUAAUAAUAAGCUGAUGAUGCUAGAUAUUAAUUUGUUCAUUAAGAUGGCGAUCAUAUUACCUUUCUUAAUGUUUUUAAAGCUUUUAAAGAACAUAAUGAAAGUUCUGAUUGGUGUUAUUAAAACUUCAUCAAUUAUAGAAGUUUAAAAUCAGCUGAUAAAAUUAAAGUUUAAUUAAGAUAAAUUAUGUAAAAACAAUAAAUUCCUUUAACUAAAACUGAUCCAUCAAAUGCUUUAUAUUAUACAUACAUCAAAAAAGCAUUAAUUGCUGGUAUGUUUAUGUAAACUGCUCAUCUUACUAAGAAUGGAGCUUAUAUGACUGUAAAAGAUAGUCAAAUAGUUGCAAUCCAUCCUUGUUCUGUCCUAAAUCAUAAACCAGAAUGGAUAUUAUAUUAAGAAUUUGUUUUAACAUCCAAAAAUUAUUUAAGAACUGUUACUGAUAUUGAAGGAAAAUGGCUUUAUGAAAUGUGCCCAGAAUAUUUCAAUCCUAAAACUAUUAAAAAUAUUGAAACUAGAAAAGAAUUUGAAAAAAUAGAAAGAUAAGUAAUUCUUUUCUUUUAUUUUAGGUUUUAGAAGAAUAAAGAAGAAAACCUGAUCUAUUGACAGUUGAAUAAAUACAAAGAUUACAUAAGGAUGUUAAAUCAGAGAGAACAUAAUCUGUUUCCUCAUCUAAAACUAUUCCAAAGUGAAUUAAAU
Molecule: messenger RNA, 2369 nt
Organism: Paramecium sonneborni
Lineage: Eukaryota; Ciliophora; Oligohymenophorea; Peniculida; Parameciidae
Source: the annotation of a GenBank genome assembly